Schistosoma bovis is the source of this 838-nucleotide messenger RNA. The record is from the annotation of a GenBank genome assembly. NCBI's taxonomy places the organism in Eukaryota, Metazoa, Platyhelminthes, Trematoda, Strigeidida, Schistosomatidae.
GAAUGUUCAUACACAGAAAAACAAGUGGUAUAGGAAAGGGAUUAAUGGGUAUAUAUGUGCACCUUUUAUAGUUGUCAUUUUAACAAAAGAAACUUAAUUGAUUUAAUAGAUUAAAAUAUCUUAAAAAUGAUAUAUGUCUCUUCUUUAUGAUUUGUAAAUGUGACAACUUUUACAUCACACCAAGUAUCAUUCCUUCUAAUUUUGUUGUUGUUGUUAAUGGCACUUAUAAAUAAUGUCAGUUUGUUUAAAGCAUAUAAAAUUCUGUGAGAUACAUUGUUUUAAACAUAGAUCACCAACAAUAGUUACACAUAAAUUCACUUUUAAAAAGACUUUACAUAAGUCAUCUUGUGGAUUAAAAUAUAUUGACAAGCGAACACCAUCAUCAUCAUCAUCAUCGUCUUCUUCAACAGGUGGUUGGUGUUUCGUAAGAAGUUUUGGGGAAUUUCCUAAGAAAAAGCAUGAUGGAUUAUCAUCCAAUGAUACAGAAAACAUGUCAUCUAACAGAAAAGGUAAUGGCCGAUUAACUUUAUUAAGUGGAUCGAAAAAUCGGCGUAUAAGUGGUCGCCAUCAUAGUGUACAGUACAAUAAAGAAAAUGAACAAUCUACUAAAAAUGAUCAAAAUUGUUUGGAUCCAAAUAAAGUUGGCAAAGAGAAUUUGAAUAUUGGUUUACGACGCAAUACUGUCUGUAGUACUACUGGUGCUUUUAAAUCGAUUAGAACACGUGGUUUGAUGGAGUUGAGAAAGUCUAACAAAAAUAAUAAUGUUGAACAAACGAAGAAACUAAAGUCGGGUAGUAAAAUGUUUUUGAGAAAUUCGUUAUUAAUUUAUUACUCGUAA